Vigna umbellata (rice bean) is the source of this 748-nucleotide messenger RNA. Its product is annotated as coatomer subunit zeta-2-like. Gene Ontology annotation, cellular component: COPI vesicle coat. NCBI's taxonomy places the organism in Eukaryota, Viridiplantae, Streptophyta, Magnoliopsida, Fabales, Fabaceae. Gene Ontology annotation, biological process: retrograde vesicle-mediated transport, Golgi to endoplasmic reticulum; intra-Golgi vesicle-mediated transport; intracellular protein transport. The record is from RefSeq and is a predicted model, not a curated record.
CCGACUCUGUUUCUCCGAAAUGGCUUCCCAGGACUCAUGUCCGUUGAUAAAGAAUAUUCUUCUUCUUGAUUCAGACGGAAAGCGUGUGGCGGUCAGGUAUUUUUCAGAGGACUGGCCAACUAACAGCUCAAAGAUUGCUUUUGAGAAGUUUGUGUUCAGUAAGACAGUUAAGACAAAUGCUCGAACAGAAGCUGAGAUCACAUUGCUCGACAACAAUGUCAUUAUUUACAAAUUUGUACAAGAUCUCCAUUUCUUUGUCACUGGCGGCGAUCAUGAAAAUGAGAUCAUUUUAGCUUCAGUUCUUCAGGGUUUCUUUGAUGCAGUCACGCUUCUCUUAAGGAACAAUGUUGACAAAAGAGAGGCGCUUGAAAACUUGGAUCUUAUUCUUUUAUGCCUUGAUGAGAUUGUGGAUGGAGGGAUGAUACUAGAAACAAAUGGACCGCUUAUUGCUGAAAAAGUGACCUCCCAUAGCAUGGAUGGCGAGUCCCCCCUGACUGAGCAGACACUAAGUCAAGCCUGGACUACAGCCAGAGAACAUUUGACAAGAACCCUUCUAAAAUGAUUUUGGCAUGCGCUGGAGUUUCUUUCCUAUUCAUUCUAGAGUUUUUUACUAUCUUGACAGUUAUCAUACUCAACACUUAUUUGUUUUUUCUUUAUUCUUGUUGUUACUUUGAAAACACUGAAGAGGUUUCAUUUAUCCUAAAUAAUCAUUCAACCAUAGAAAUAUACAUUAUAAAACUAAUAAAAU